This is a messenger RNA of Bombus terrestris (buff-tailed bumblebee), 1408 nucleotides long. RefSeq names its product ubiquitin carboxyl-terminal hydrolase 46 (gene Usp12-46). The coding region runs from base 307 to 1371 and encodes 354 amino acids. Gene Ontology annotation, biological process: protein deubiquitination. The record is from RefSeq and is a predicted model, not a curated record. The transcript has 8 exons. Gene Ontology annotation, molecular function: cysteine-type endopeptidase activity; cysteine-type deubiquitinase activity. Gene Ontology annotation, cellular component: cytosol; nucleus. NCBI's taxonomy places the organism in Eukaryota, Metazoa, Arthropoda, Insecta, Hymenoptera, Apidae.
GCACACAUCAAUAACUUCUGAUAAUUUCGUGAAAACUAAUAAUUUAAUCGAGACUCGAGACAAAUACCGUUCAGAGUGUAUGUUAAUGAAAACGUCGAAGAACACAAGUGAACAUAUAUAAGAAAUAUUGUGCAAAUUGUCAUUAUCGAACAGUUGUUUUCAUUUCUAUCGUAAAAAAACCUGGACAACUAUGCAAUUAUAAUAAUUUAAACAAUAAACUUGUAAAUUAGAAUACCAUGGAGGUUCCAUCAUCAAAAUCCAUGCUGUUUGCUUGUCAGUGGUCAGUAACAGUUAUUAAAUCAUAAAAUGGGUACAAAUAUAUCACAAUUGGAGAAAGAUAUUGGCUCUGAUCAAUUUCCUCCUAAUGAACAUUAUUUUGGUCUAGUUAAUUUUGGAAAUACCUGUUAUAGUAAUUCUGUGCUACAAGCUUUAUAUUUUUGUCGACCAUUUAGAGAAAAAGUUCUAGAAUACAAAGCUAGAAAUAAGAGAACCAAGGAAACAUUAUUAACAUGUUUAGCAGAUUUGUUCUACAGUAUUGCAACUCAAAAAAAGAAAGUUGGAUCUAUUGCUCCAAAAAAAUUUAUUGCCAGAUUGAGAAAAGAGAAAGAGGAAUUUGAUAAUUAUAUGCAACAGGAUGCACAUGAAUUUUUAAAUUUUUUGAUAAAUCACAUAAAUGAAAUUAUUUUAGCAGAGAGAAGUCAAAGCAAACCAACAGGAGGAAAAUGUGGUGCAGGUGAUGCUGGUUCACCACCAGAGCCUACAUGGGUUCAUGAAAUAUUUCAAGGAAUUUUGACAUCAGAAACACGCUGCCUUAAUUGUGAGACUGUAUCUAGCAAAGAUGAGGAUUUCUUUGAUUUACAAGUUGAUGUAGACCAAAAUACUUCAAUCACACACUGCCUCAGAUGUUUUUCAAAUACUGAGACGCUUUGUAGCGACAACAAAUUCAAAUGUGAUCACUGUAGUAGUUAUCAAGAAGCUCAGAAACGGAUGAGGGUUAAAAAAUUACCAAUGAUACUGGCAUUGCAUCUAAAGAGAUUUAAAUAUGUGGAGCAAUAUAAUCGUCACAUAAAAGUUUCUCACAGGGUAGUUUUUCCUCUAGAGCUCCGACUCUUUAAUACGAGUGAUGAUGCAGUGAAUCCGGAUCGAUUAUAUGAUUUGGUCGCAGUUGUGAUACAUUGUGGUAGUGGGCCUAACCGAGGACACUAUAUUUCAAUAGUAAAAAGCCAUGGGUUUUGGUUACUUUUUGAUGAUGAUAUGGUUGAUAAGAUUGAUGCAUCUACAAUAGAAGACUUUUAUGGACUUACAUCAGAUAUUCAGAAAAGUUCUGAAACUGGCUAUAUCCUAUUCUAUCAAUCAAUAGAUUGUAAUUAGAACUUACUACAAAUAUAUAGUGAUUAAAUUAAACAAA